Lucilia cuprina (Australian sheep blowfly) is the source of this 1013-nucleotide messenger RNA. It is a transcript of the gene RpL6, whose product is annotated as 60S ribosomal protein L6. Gene Ontology annotation, molecular function: RNA binding; structural constituent of ribosome. The record is from RefSeq and is a predicted model, not a curated record. Gene Ontology annotation, cellular component: cytosolic large ribosomal subunit; ribosome. Gene Ontology annotation, biological process: cytoplasmic translation; ribosomal large subunit assembly. NCBI's taxonomy places the organism in Eukaryota, Metazoa, Arthropoda, Insecta, Diptera, Calliphoridae. The coding region runs from base 52 to 840 and encodes 262 amino acids. The transcript has 2 exons.
UAACCUUCCUUUUUACCAUAGUUUCUGUGCGGUGUACACGUGUUUUCCGAUAUGGCACCCGUUGAAAAAGCUAAAAAAGCCGUUAAAUCGGGCAAAAAAGUUACCAAACAUCCAUUAAAUACUUACCUCCAUGGCGGUGUCUUGCGUUACUCCAAGAGCCAGAUGUACAAACGCCGUGCUCAAUGGCGUUUGAAGGGUACCAAGCGUCCAGUCGUCAAGACUGCCAAGACCGAAAUCAAGAAGGUCAAGAAAAUCGGUGGCCCCAAGAACGGUGGUGAACGUACCGUCUACAUGAAGAAGCCCAAGGCUAACUACCCCACCAAGAAGUUCGUAGGCAAGCGUGCCGCCAAGGCUACCUUCAGCCAACACAAGCGCAAUGUUCGUCGCAACCUUAAGCCCGGUACCGUCCUCAUCUUGUUGGCCGGCCGUCAUCAAGGCAAACGUGUUGUUUUGUUGAAAUCCUUGUCCUCCGGUCUCUUGUUGGUCACCGGUCCCUUCUGCUUGAACUCCUGCCCAUUGCGUCGCGUUUCUCAACGUUUCGUUAUCGGCACCUCCACCCGCGUCAACUUGGGUGACUACAAAGUACCCGAACACUUGGACGAUGCCUACUUCCGUCGCUUGAAGGUCAAGAAGGACAAAAAGUCCGGUGAAGGUGAUAUCUUCGCUGCCAAGAAGGAACGUUUCGUUCCCAACGAAGCCCGCAAGAAGGACCAAAAGGAAGUCGAUGCUGCUGUCCUCAAGGCCAUUAAGGCCAACGAAGAUGGCAAAUUCCUCGCCAAAUACUUGAAGAGCAUGUUCGCCUUGCACUCUUCUCAAUAUCCCCAUCGCAUGAGAUUCUAAACGUUUUAAAUUUAGAAUUUUUAAGUUAAAUUUUAUCGUGUGAUGUGUGUGAAAGGAAGAAAGGAAAUUUAAUGCUUUUUUUAAUAUAAACAAUUUACUAAGUAAAAGUAAACUGGACAAAAAAUCUUGUUUUGUAAAAUAAAAAGACUUACAAAAUUAUCCAAAAAAAAAAA